This is a messenger RNA of Knipowitschia caucasica, 414 nucleotides long. Lineage: Eukaryota; Metazoa; Chordata; Actinopteri; Gobiiformes; Gobiidae. The record is from the annotation of a GenBank genome assembly.
AUGGAGUCUGGGAAGUCUGCGAUGUCACUGCACGCGGCGCUGCACGCGGCUCCUCGGAGGAAGCGGCGCGUGCUGUUUGCGCAGGCGCAGACGCAGGCGCUGGAGCGGCGCUUCAAACAGCAGCGGUAUCUGUCUGCCCCGCAGCGCGAGCAGCUGGCGGCUCUGGUCCAACUCACUCCGAACCAGGUCAAGAUCUGGUUCCAGAACCAUCGCUACAAACUCAAGCGCGCGGCAAGAGAUACCAGCACGGACUCUGAGCACGAGAGCAAGAAGACCUGUGCGCAGGCGCAUCAGGAGAGAGAGGAGAACCAGGUGCACCAGGACAUGUGCCCUAGUCCCGCUCUGCAGCCGCACACAGACUCUGAGGCGCACAAUCACGUGAUCGGGGCCAGUCUGUUGUACAGGACCUGGUGA